This is a messenger RNA of Vanrija pseudolonga, 1842 nucleotides long. It is a transcript of the gene TMA64, whose product is annotated as Translation machinery-associated protein 64. Gene Ontology annotation, biological process: formation of translation preinitiation complex; translational initiation. NCBI's taxonomy places the organism in Eukaryota, Fungi, Basidiomycota, Tremellomycetes, Trichosporonales, Trichosporonaceae. The record is from RefSeq and is a predicted model, not a curated record. The transcript is spliced from 7 exons. Bases 1 to 1842 code for a protein of 613 amino acids. Gene Ontology annotation, molecular function: translation initiation factor activity.
AUGUUCAAAAAGGCGCUCGCCCACAAGUCAAACGCGACGCCGCUCAAGUCGUCGUCGCGGCGGCAGCUCGUCGCGUCCGUGCUCGAGCAGUAUCCCGCGCUGCGGGACGGCAUCGCGUCAGAGGAAGGAGCGCCGGGCAUCUCAGAGAAGGACCUGGGUCGCGCGCUCGUCCCGGACGGCGUGCGUGUCGCCAAUAUUGAGACGAGCGCCGGUGUCGAGGGGUCUGUGUACCUCAGUCCCGAUGGAGACCCCAUGUGGGUGACCUUUGGCCGUGGCUCGAAGGAGCUCAUCCCGACUCUGUACGCGCUCGCGCAGGACGUGCCCGUUGGCCCCCUGUCGAUUCUCCAGAUCCACCACCCGCUCCCUCCUCCGCUCUUCACCGGCGCGCCGCUCUUCCUCCCGGCCGUGAGGCACAUGGCUACCCCGUGGCGUCUCCCAGACGUCGGCGAGGGGCAGCUGGUUGCACUGGCAGCCGAUACCGCCGGUGAUGGGAACGUGUCGUACGUCGGCGUCGGGCGCGUCGUCGCCAAGGGUGGCCUGCGAGAGGCGCUGGGCCGCCUCAUCCGCCACCGAUCUGAGGGGGUCGACCGCGACGAGGGCAAGUUCUGCGACAUCAUGUGUAUCAUCGACGACCAUCUGUGGGAGAUGGGAUCCAAGCCCCCCCUACGGUCGUUCCCUCUGCCAGCGCCAAAGCAGCCUCUCGCUCCUCCACCUCAGGCGGAGGCGCCUGCUCCGUCUAGCGGGAGCGACGAAGCCGUUGCCGAGGUCGCAGACGGCGUUGAAGAGCUGCAGGUCAAUGCCCCUGUGGACACUGGCGCUCCCCUCACUCCUGCAGAAAUCUCGACUCUGCUUUCUGCUGCUCUCCUCCAGACGCUCUCAACCCUCAACCCCUCGACCCUCCCGCUCCCAUCGUCCCAGUUUUACUCGGCCCGCAUCCUCCCCUCCCGUCCGGCGUACAUCCCCGCAGCGAAGCGCGACGACGUCGUCAUCGGCCGCAGCGAGUGGAAGAAGCUCGCCAAGUGGAUGAAGGAGGCGUCCAAGGACGGCUUGAUAAAGAUCAAGGAGAGCAAGGGCGAGGUGGUCGUGACGGGGUUCGACCCGCAGCACCCCGCCGUCGACGGCCACGCCCAGUUUACGACCGUCGCCGAGGAGGAGGCGAAGACGGCCAAGCGUGCCGCGCGGGAAGCAGCGGCCGCCGAGGCCGAGGCAACAGCGCCUGGCAAGUCGGGCGCGAAGCAGCUGAACAUUGAAGAGCUGUGGCGUCCUGCCGGCUCGGCAACGGUGUUCUGGGAAGCAUGCGGCAUCGAGCAGGGCUCGCUCAACCGUCCCGCGGUCAUCAAGCCCACGUUUGACGACUACAUCACCAAGCACAAGCUCAUCGACGGCAAGGACCACCGCACCAUCGUGCUCGACGACACGCUGGCGUCCGCCAUUGGCGGCAAGGGCUUCAAGAGCGGGGACACGCUCGUACGCGAUGAGGCUGUUAGGCGGCUGCGCGCGGGCGUGACCUGGGCCGUGUCAGUCGGCGGCGUGGUCAAGAAGGGCACGCUCAACCCCAUCAUCAUGUCCGUCAAGACGCGCCAGGGCCGCAAGCAGGUCACCCUCAUUUCCGGCCUCGAGAGCUUUGGCGUCGACAUUGACGACUUUGCCGACGAGCUGCGUCGCGUCUGCGCUGGAAGUGCCAGUGUCCAGCCGCUUACCGGCGCGUCGCCCAAGCUCAACCUCAAAGAGGUGCUCGUUCAGGGCUCGCAGAUCAAGCUCGUCACCGAGGCCCUCCUUAUUCGUGGCAUUCCCAAGCGCUGGAUCAAGGAAGCCGAGGACGCAAAGAAGAGCAAGCGCUAG